ACCACAUGCUCUCUCUUCUCCCCCCUCUCCAAACCCUAAUGGCAUCUGAUUCUCCACUAUGAAAGUAUGAAUCUCGUCAAUCUCUUUCCAAAAGAGAAGCCAUUAAGCUCUGAAUCAAAAGCACGCACAAAGCUAGCUCAAAAGCACCAUGAGUUUUCCAUCUCUUCCUCUUUUUCUGCACCCAUCAACAAAUUGGACGAACAAGCAACGAGCUCAUCCUCAGCUGAGCAACAGCUUUGUCGCCGUUGAUGAUGGCCAAUAUGAAGCUGGAGCUCCGGUCAGGCCUUCAGAAUCUUCGGCGGUGGCAAAGAUGGCUUCCAGGCCGUCGCCUGAUCAGCAUGCAGUGAUCGAGUGCCCCCGGUGCAACUCCACCAACACCAAGUUCUGCUACUACAACAACUACUCCCGUUCCCAGCCGCGCCACUUCUGUAAGACGUGCCGCCGCUACUGGACGCAUGGCGGUGCCCUGCGGAACGUCCCAGUCGGCGGUGGCAGCCGCCGGAGCAACAAACAAACAGCCAAGCACUCCAAGCCCCAAACUGCGACUGCCAACUACACAAGCCCGUCUCUCAGCGUUGCAUCUAUGAGGCCACCACCACUACUAAUUAACAACAACAACAACAAUAACGACAACCAUAACCACCCCGUGAUACAUAAUUUUGGGGUAGGGCAGCAGCUCCCUCCAGUAGGGAUGGCGGCGGCGCCUCAACCGUGCCCAAACCCAUUCACAUCAUUUGGAGAAGAGAAUAAUGUUGGAGUUACAGUGAAGAUGGAGAAUAUUGGAUAUGAUCAUCCUAGGGUUCAGUUUUCAUAUGAUCCAUCGAAUAUUAAUAACUACAACGAUAUGUUUACUUGUGGAGACAGUGGAAGCAUGAGCAGUUGCAUUGCAUGGCCAUCAGCUACUACUGGUUUCAGCUAUGGAUCAUCGUCACCUCAUCACCUUACUUUCAUGAAUUCAGAUCUGCCCUAAAUAUCUUGUUAUUGAGAAACCAGGUAGGUGUUCCUAAUCAUCAUAUAUAUAUAUAUAUAUAUAUAUAUAUAUAAAAUAUUUUCAUUACGAAGUUGGGUAAUUAAUUAUAUAUAUUAAUUAUGGUUUCACUGUUAUGCAUUAAUAAUUUGGAAUUUGUAUGUGACUAGCUAUGGCCUUCUCAUGUAUGAUCCGCAACUAUUAUCUUAUUAAUAAUGCUAAUUAAGGUUAGUGUUUGCUUAA
Messenger RNA from Zingiber officinale, 1210 nucleotides. RefSeq names its product dof zinc finger protein DOF3.1-like. The record is from RefSeq and is a predicted model, not a curated record. NCBI's taxonomy places the organism in Eukaryota, Viridiplantae, Streptophyta, Magnoliopsida, Zingiberales, Zingiberaceae. The transcript is spliced from 2 exons. Gene Ontology annotation, molecular function: DNA binding; DNA-binding transcription factor activity. The coding region runs from base 149 to 970 and encodes 273 amino acids. Gene Ontology annotation, biological process: regulation of DNA-templated transcription.